AUGGGAAAUUGCUGCGAAAAAGGAGGAGGCGCAAACCCUUCGGCCUUUCAAGGAGAGGGACAUCGCUUGGGAUCGGUAGAUGAUGCCAGACCCACUCCCACAACGCCUUUGACUGCUCACAAAGAUGCUGUACCAGAACCAGUGUAUGAUGACAAUCUGACACCAGAAGAACGAGAACGACAACGGGCUGCUAGAGCUGCUGCCGCCGAAAAACGCUUCAAGGACAAGGGUGGAACCAAGCCCAAGAAGAAGGACACCUCAGGACAACCACUACGAGGACCCAAUACACAAAACACCAUGCGAUGGAAUGCAGGUUGA
Molecule: messenger RNA, 318 nt
Organism: Seminavis robusta
Lineage: Eukaryota; Bacillariophyta; Bacillariophyceae; Naviculales; Naviculaceae
Source: the annotation of a GenBank genome assembly